Mesocricetus auratus (golden hamster) is the source of this 1828-nucleotide messenger RNA. RefSeq names its product cystathionine gamma-lyase (gene Cth). Gene Ontology annotation, biological process: transsulfuration. Gene Ontology annotation, molecular function: cystathionine gamma-lyase activity; pyridoxal phosphate binding. Bases 54 to 1250 code for a protein of 398 amino acids. The record is from RefSeq and is a predicted model, not a curated record. The transcript has 12 exons. NCBI's taxonomy places the organism in Eukaryota, Metazoa, Chordata, Mammalia, Rodentia, Cricetidae. Gene Ontology annotation, cellular component: cytoplasm.
GCCUCCAAUUUGGUCUCACACUCGGCAAAGUCCUGCAGUCCCCGGACCCCAGCAUGCAAAAGAACGCCUCCCCGAGCGGCUUCCUGCCCGGCUUCCCGCACUUUGCCACGCAGGCCAUCCACACGGCGCAGGAUCCCGACCAGUGGGAGUCACGCGCCGUGGUGCUGCCCAUCUCUCUGUCCACCACUUUCAAGCAGGACUCGCCCGACGGAUCCUCGGGUUUUGUAUAUGGCCGCUCUGGAAAUCCCACAAGGAACUGCUUGGAGAAAGUAGUGGCCGCUCUGGACGGGGCAAAACACUGUUUGGCCUUUGCUUCGGGGCUCGCUGCCACCGUGACGAUCACCCAUCUGUUAAAAGCUGGAGAUGAAGUCAUUUGUAUGGAUGAAGUGUAUGGUGGCACCAACAGAUACUUCAGGAGGGUGGCAUCAGAAUUUGGGCUGAAGGUUUCUUUUGUGGAGUGUUCCAAAACCAAAUUGCUAGAGGAAGCGAUUACACCGAAAACCAAGCUUGUUUGGAUUGAAACACCCACAAACCCAACCUUGAAGAUAACUGACAUCGAAGCCUGUGCGCGCAUCGUCCGUAAGCACGGAGACAUCAUUUUGGUUGUAGAUAACACUUUCAUGUCUUCGUAUUUCCAGCGACCUUUGGCUCUGGGUGCUGACAUUUGCAUGUGUUCUGCCACAAAAUACAUGAAUGGCCACAGUGAUGUUGUCAUGGGCUUAGUGUCUGUGAAUUCUGAUGACCUCAACGAUCGGCUUCGUUUCCUGCAGAACUCAAUCGGGGCGGUUCCUUCCCCUUUUGAUUGCUACCUCUGCUGCCGAGGCCUGAAAACUCUGCAGGUCCGGAUGGAGAAACACUUCAAGAAUGGGAUGGCAGUGGCCCGUUUCCUGGAGUCGAAUCCCCGGGUAGAAAAAGUUAUUUAUCCUGGGUUACCCUCUCACCCUCAGCACGAGCUGGUCAAGCGCCAGUGCUCGGGCUGCCCGGGGAUGGUCAGUUUCUACAUCAAGGGUACGCUGCGGCACGCCGAGGCGUUUCUCAAGAGUCUAAAGCUGUUUACUCUGGCUGAGAGCCUGGGAGGAUACGAGAGUCUCGCCGAGCUUCCAGCAACCAUGACCCAUGCAUCUGUGCCUGAGAAGGACAGAGCUACUCUUGGGAUCAGUGACACGCUGAUCCGACUCUCUGUGGGCCUAGAGGAUGAAAAGGACCUUCUGGAAGACCUGGAUCAAGCCCUGAAGACAGCGCACCCUUGAAGUUGGAUUGAAGCCGGCAUUCCAGUGCUGCUGUCAGGAGCUGCUCCCAGGGACUCAGAUCUUCCCAAUAGCUGUAUGGACCAUUGAGGAGCAUUUGCAGAAUUCCCCAGAGAACAUUUGAAGGCCCCUAAUGACUUUUGCAGUUGCAACCUUCCGGGAUUCUUCCCUGUUAAGCACUGUCUUCUGUUUAUCUUCUCCUAACUGACAGGUUGGCUCUGUCAGUGUCAUUUUGGUAAUUUUGCUAUGUUAGUAUCCAAGGAAGAGAGAAUUGUGCUGUUUGGGGGAUUAAUGAUGCUGAUUAUUUUCUUUUUUUUCAUAGCCUAAGAUAUAAUCAUGUUUACAAUGUUUACAAUGUCAUAAUUCCCUAUUGAUGUUGUAUGAAGUUAAAUUAUUAAAUGAAUGAUCUUAAAUCCACCGUGACUUUUUCCAUCCUGUUGAAAAAAUAUUGAAAGUGAUGAUUUUCAUCUAAUUACCACAAGCCAAAAAUCAAAUAUUUGAAAUGUCAACUGUGAAAUUCUAGUGAUUAAAGACUGUAUUUGAUAUUUGUUUUUUAAAAAUAAACCUAAUUAUCAAAUGCA